Messenger RNA from Cynocephalus volans (Philippine flying lemur), 1229 nucleotides. It is a transcript of the gene QPCT, whose product is annotated as glutaminyl-peptide cyclotransferase. Lineage: Eukaryota; Metazoa; Chordata; Mammalia; Dermoptera; Cynocephalidae. Bases 1 to 1089 code for a protein of 362 amino acids. The record is from RefSeq and is a predicted model, not a curated record. Gene Ontology annotation, molecular function: zinc ion binding; glutaminyl-peptide cyclotransferase activity. The transcript has 7 exons.
AUGACAGGCGGCGGGAACCGGCGCGCCAUGGGCACCCUCCACCUGCUGCUGCUGCUGGUGGCCGCCCUGCCCCAGGCAGCCCCGAGGGUCGGUCGGGGCUCCGCAGCCUGGACCGAGGAGAAGAAUUAUCACCAACCAGCCAGUUUGAAUUCAUCGGUUCUUCAGCAAAUUGCAGAAGGCACCAGUAUUUCUGAAAUGUGGCAAAAGGACUUACGACCAUUGCUGAUAGAACGAUACCCGGGAUCUCCUGGAAGCUACGCUGUUCGUCAGCACAUCAUGCAGCGAAUUCAGAGACUUCAGGCUGACUGGGUUGUGGAAGUAGACACCUUCUUGAGUCAGACACCCUUUGGGUACCGGUCUUUCUCAAAUAUCAUCAGCACCCUCAAUCCCACUGCUAAACGACACUUGGUCCUCGCCUGCCACUACGACUCUAAGUAUUUUCCCCAUUGGGGCAACAGAGUGUUUGUAGGAGCCACUGAUUCAGCCGUGCCAUGUGCAAUGAUGUUGGAACUUGUCCGUGCCUUAGACAAGCAACUCCUUUCCUUGAAGAAUAUUUCAGACUCCAAGCCAGAUCUCUCACUUCAGCUAAUUUUCUUUGAUGGGGAAGAGGCUUUUCUUCACUGGUCUCCUCAAGAUUCUCUGUAUGGGUCGCGACACUUAGCUCUGAAGAUGGCAUCGACCCCACACCCACCUGGAGCAAGAGGCACCAACCAACUGCAUGGCAUGGAUUUAUUGGUCUUAUUGGAUUUAAUUGGAGCUCCAAACCCAACAUUUCCCAAUUUUUUUCCAAACUCUGCCAGAUGGUUUGAUAGACUUCAAGCCAUUGAAUAUGAACUCCAUGAACUGGGUUUGCUCAAAGAUCACUCUUGGGAGAGGCAGUACUUCCAGAAUUAUGGUUAUGGAAGUGUAAUUCAGGAUGACCAUAUUCCAUUUUUAAGAAGAGGUGUUCCAAUUCUACAUCUGAUACCAUCUCCUUUCCCUGAAGUCUGGCAUACCAUGGAUGACAAUGAAGAAAAUUUGGAUGAAUCAACCAUUGACAAUCUAAACAAAAUCUUACAAGUCUUUGUGUUGGAAUAUCUUCAUUUGUAACAUUCUGAUUUAAUUUAUGGUAAUUGCUUCUAGCAUCAAAUUCGAAAGUCAAGGCAUCAUUCAACAUAAUCUGACUCCAGACAAAUGCUGUGUGUGAAAACUUCUAUCCUAUAGAUCCAUUCUGUAGGUGUCUUUGCAUA